GGCAUUGGGCCCAGUCUCCAUGGCAGCAGAGGAUUUAUUACCAGGCCUCCACCCAGCCUGGUGGACUUUCGACUCCAAGGCAGAGGAGAGAGAACCAAACACCCUCCCAGGAGCAAGGGGUGCCUGAAGAUGGCCAAGUUCCUUUCCCAGGACCAAAUUAAUGAGUGCAAAGAAUGCUUCUCCCUGCAUGACAAGCAGCAAAGAGGGAAGAUUAAAGCCACGGAUCUUCUGGUGUCCAUGAGGUGCCUGGGGGCCAGCCCAACGCCAGGGGAAGUACAGGGCCACCUGCGGACUCAUGGGAUAGACAAGCACGGAGAGCUGGAUUUCUCCACCUUCCUGACCAUCAUGCACACGCAAAUCAAACAAGAGGACCCGAAGAAGGAAAUCCUUCUGGCCAUGCUGAUGGCAGACAAAGAGAAAAAAGGUUACAUCAUGGCAUCUGAGCUGCGGUCGAAACUCAUGAAACUGGGAGAGAGGCUCACUCACAAGGAAGUGGAUGAUCUUUUCAAGGAAGCAGGCAUCGAACCAAACGGCCAAGUGAAAUAUGACACAUUUAUCCAGAGGAUCACCCUUCCUGUGCAAGACUACUGAGGGAGCUGAGAUCAAGAGUAUUGGAGGCUCAUGGGCCUGAAAACCUAGACUGAUUUAUUUUUAAGGGAAGUCUAAAAAUGGCAAACACUGCAAUAAGACCAAAUGGCAUAACAAGUACAGGAGAUAAGCAGCAAUAAAUGAUGCAGCCAUGGUAUCACAUGCCUGUAAUACAAGGUCUGUAUUGAUUUUAGUACUAACAUUAGUCUUGUUCUUU
This is a messenger RNA of Acomys russatus (golden spiny mouse), 805 nucleotides long. It is a transcript of the gene Calml4, whose product is annotated as calmodulin like 4. Gene Ontology annotation, cellular component: myosin II complex. The record is from RefSeq and is a predicted model, not a curated record. Bases 130 to 591 code for a protein of 153 amino acids. Gene Ontology annotation, molecular function: calcium ion binding. The transcript is spliced from 5 exons. Lineage: Eukaryota; Metazoa; Chordata; Mammalia; Rodentia; Muridae.